UUGUAUCAUUAUCGAUAAUCGUAGAUUAGGAAAGGCACUCAAAGUGACCCUUUAACGUUAAGAUAUCGUUGUAUUCGCUUUAGUUCCUUUGUUUUUUUGUGACGCCUUUCAACUUUUUCACUUUAGCCGUUUUCAGUUGUUUUCUUUGAAGUAACUUUCAUACAGUGAUGCAAUCAUGCCUUACUAAUUGACUUAAAUUGUUUGCGUUUAAAAUAUCACUGAGUGAUAGGUACAUAAUUCCUUUAAAUAUUAUUGCGGAUAGAGAAAUAAUUUUAAAAUCUAAAAAUAAGUAUCUUCAUUACUUUUUACAACUGUGGGUAAUUAAAAAAAAAUUGUAAAGCUUAAUUUAACUUUUUAAAACCUUGCAAUUGUAUGUAUAAGAAAAUAUGAUAUUAUUACGGAACCAAACUUACAUGGAGAGUGUGGAGAUGGCCACCGAAGUGAGUUGUCCGCCAAGCUUGCCGCAGCUGCAGUCGGUGCAGAAGGCAAUGGCCCUGCCCUCUGUCGGGGCAGCCGUUGGACAAGUGGGAGCUUUCUACACUAAAGUUAAAGGAGCACAUUCCCUCCUCGAGUGGGCGCUAUCAACAGCAGAAGCCAGCGUCACCCUAGCAGCCACGACUGCAGCACCAUACGUGGCCGCGCCCCUCGCCGCCGGCGACGCCAAGCUGGCUGGCUAUAUCGGUGAGCUGGAGCGCCGCGUGCCGCUAGUCACAGAACAGCCCAAGAUCAUCGUCGAGACCACCAAGCAAGCUGUCCUCUCGAGAAUCUCACCGCAUGUUAAUAAGGUGUGCGUGGCGCGCGCAGCGGCUGAGCAGCGCGUGCACUCGCUGAAGGAGCUAUCGUGGGCGAAGGCCAACGCGCUGCUGUCCACCGCUGCGGGCCAGAAGGCCGUGCUCGGGCUGGACUCCGGCGCCAGCCUCGCCAUGCGUCUGCUGGACCAGUACCUGCCGCCCGUCGGGCCGCAGCCCGAGCCGACAGGCGAGGUGACCGCGGCGUCUGAAGACCCUACCCUACACACUGUUCAGACUGUGGGACGCCUGAGCGCGGUGGCGGCUCGCCGCGUGUGGGCCAACCUCGCCUACAAAGUCACGGAGCUCAGGUCUUCAGGUAUUGAGCUGGACGUGCGUCGCUACGUGACGGCUCUGAUGGCGGCGCUGCACCUGGCCAAGGUCACGAGCGAGCAGCAGGAGCCCCCUGUCCCAACCCCUGCCCCCGCGGAGCCCGCCCCGCCUGCCCCCUCCCCCGCGCAUAACGCCAGCCCCUCAGCCCCCUCCACCACCACCAUCGUCAAAACCACCCCCGAGGGAAAGUCUGACAUAUCAGAAAACUAACACUGUACUGGCUGGCACUAGGCCCACUUUUAUAUCUUAUAUCACCUAUAUUAUUAUGUUCUAUAUCUAAGCGCACUUCGGCCACACUGAAGAUAUACCGGCUGUAUCUACUCUGUUAUGGCUUUAGCAUUUAAGAUUGUAUUCUGAUUCAAAUGUAUCGAAGACUGUGAAACGAGUCUUAUAUUUUGAUGAAUUUAUAAACGUUGUACGCGAUAUUGUGGAUUUAUUAUUUAUUAAGCUUUUUGGAAAUAUAUUUAAUGAUGAACUGAAA
Messenger RNA from Ostrinia nubilalis (European corn borer), 1602 nucleotides. It is a transcript of the gene Lsd-2, whose product is annotated as lipid storage droplets surface-binding protein 2. The transcript has 6 exons. Gene Ontology annotation, cellular component: lipid droplet; cytosol. The record is from RefSeq and is a predicted model, not a curated record. Gene Ontology annotation, biological process: lipid storage; positive regulation of triglyceride storage. Lineage: Eukaryota; Metazoa; Arthropoda; Insecta; Lepidoptera; Crambidae. The coding region runs from base 387 to 1331 and encodes 314 amino acids.